GGACCUGGCGGUAACCUUGGGGGCCAAGCCGCGGCUGCUGCCCAAGUGGCUUCGGCGAGUCUGAGCCGAAGCCCGGCCAGACUUGUGCUCUGCCCGGAGCCGUGGAGGUUGCGCCGGAGGGCGCCGAGGGUUGCAGCGAGCCGGCAGCCGGGCGCGGGGCUCGCUGGCCGACAUGUCUCUGGUGGCGGAAGCCUUGGUGUCGCAGAUCGCAGCUACAGAACCUUGGCCAGAAAAUGCUACAUUAUAUCAGCAACUGAAAGGGGAACAAAUUUUGCUUUCUGAUAAUGCAGCUUCUCUUGCUGUGCAGACCUUUUUGCAGAUGUGUAAUUUGCCUAUAAAAGUGGUUUGUAGGGCAAAUGCAGAAUAUAUGUCUCCAUCUGGUAAAGUACCUUUUAUUCAUGUGGGAAAUCAGGUAGUAUCAGAACUUGGUCCAAUAGUCCAAUUUGUUAAAGCCAAGGGUCAUUGUCUUAGUGAUGGAUUGGAUGAUGUCCAAAAAGCAGAAAUGAAAGCUUAUAUGGAAUUAGUCAACAAUAUGCUUUUGACUGCAGAGUUGUAUCUUCAGUGGUGUGAUGAAGCUACAGUAGAGGAGAUUACUCAUUCUAGGUAUGGAUCUCCUUACCCAUGGCCGCUGAAUCAUAUUUUGGCCUACCAGAAACAGUGGGAAGUCAAACGUAAGAUGAAAGCUAUUGGAUGGGGCAACAAGACCCUGGACCAGGUCUUAGAAGAUGUAGACCAGUGCUGUCAAGCUCUUUCUCAAAGACUGGGAACACAACCAUAUUUCUUCAACAAGCAACCUACUGAACUUGAUGCCCUAGUAUUUGGCCAUCUGUACACCAUUCUCACCACUCGACUGACCAAUGAUGAACUUUGUGAGAAGGUGAAAAACUAUAGUAACCUCCUUGCUUUCUGUAGAAGAAUUGAACAGCACUAUUUUGAAGAUCGUGGUCGAGGCAGGUUGUCUUAGAAUUACAUUUUAAUAUAGUUAUUUUUAAAAUAACUUGAAACAUGUUUUACUUGAAUGUUAUAAUAGACAUUGGUAUCAGAAUUUUAAAGCCAAAAACACUGUUCUUUUGCAUCCUCACAACAAAUAAUGUAUCCUGUAUGUAUUCUUUAUACUCUUCCUGCGUAUACAUUGUUAAUUUCCAAUUGUCUCGUUUGAUGUAUUGUACUCGAAAUCUUAUAAGCAUAUAAAAAUAAAGUUUAAACAACUGUA
Molecule: messenger RNA, 1213 nt
Organism: Dipodomys ordii (Ord's kangaroo rat)
Lineage: Eukaryota; Metazoa; Chordata; Mammalia; Rodentia; Heteromyidae
Gene: Mtx2
Product: metaxin 2
Exons: 10
Coding region: 173-964 (263 amino acids)
Biological process (GO): mitochondrion organization
Cellular component (GO): SAM complex
Source: RefSeq, a predicted model, not a curated record